UUUUAAUCCUGGGAAUGAACCUCCUACUGAACUCAAAUGAUUCCCUUCAUUUGUAAUCUUCUGCUCUCCAUCCCACCCCUGUCAAAAGAUCUUGCUGUCUCACUCGUCAGAGAUACUCAAUUUCUCCACGCACUUCAUCUUUUCGAUGAAAUAUGCUAGAGAAUGAUUAAUGCCUGGAAGAUCCAUUGGCCCAUACCAAAUACCAUAGUCCAUGCACCAUGAUGGAGAAGCUCCCUGCCUCCAUCCCCUCAACUCACAUGGUGUCACGUCAAUGCGUGCAUGCACCACCAAACAAAGACCUAAAGCUACCACCACGAUCCAUGUACGGCACCCAUGAGAUGAGAGAUGAGAUCCAUCUUUCUAUAUAGCGUUACCCUUAAACACUUUAUCUCAAAGUCCUUAGCUCCAGAAAGCAUACGCCAUCCAGCAGCAUGUGCUCCGGCUCCUGGAACGGCAAGAAACAGCCAUUUUUCCUUGUCCUCAAGCAGCAGAAGAAGCCUCAUGUCCCAGUCAGUAUCAGGAGGAACAGGUUGAGGCUGAGGAGGAGAGCCGGAGCAGAGACCAUGGAGAUGGUGAACCUGAAGCUCUACCUGGAGAACCGGUGCAUCAUCGCAGAGAACGAGAGGCUCCGGGAGAAGGCCAGCUCGCUCCGCCGCGAAAACCUCGCGCUGCGCGAGAACCUGUCCAAGACGGCGGCCGAGGCCGAGCUGCCGGAGGCAGGAGCAGGAGCACGAGCUGCCUGAGACUUCCUCUGGCGACUGAUCAUGGAGUAGCUAGCCUACCAGUGUUCUCUCCCUAAGUGGUUACGUGGUGCUUGCGCUAGUUUGCAUAGAAUCCUAGGUAUCUGCUUGGCUGCUCCGCCAUGUUUGUGCUCAUGAACCACUAGAUGUUUGGAGCUCUCUUGUGUGUUCUGUGGCACGAUGCUUUGUACAUUACAAGUGCAGGAAUCAACUAGAUUUUGUUUGCAAAUGGCUCUUUUGGAUGAACAUGGCAAGUAAAUAAAAGCAGUUUUGU
This is a messenger RNA of Phragmites australis (common reed), 1014 nucleotides long. Its product is annotated as protein LITTLE ZIPPER 1-like. The transcript has 2 exons. Bases 432 to 743 code for a protein of 103 amino acids. The record is from RefSeq and is a predicted model, not a curated record. Lineage: Eukaryota; Viridiplantae; Streptophyta; Magnoliopsida; Poales; Poaceae.